This is a messenger RNA of Podarcis lilfordi (Lilford's wall lizard), 19435 nucleotides long. The record is from the annotation of a GenBank genome assembly. NCBI's taxonomy places the organism in Eukaryota, Metazoa, Chordata, Lepidosauria, Squamata, Lacertidae.
GCCUGCUCUCUCUUUUUUUAAUUGAGUGAGAAAAUCUCCACCUCCUUGUUGAAGAGGGAGGAACAGGGUUUGCCAAUGAGAGAGAUGGGAAAGGGUCACUGGCGUCACCACGCCGUACUGCGCGUGCGACUUGAGCGCUAUGCCGGGCGCUGAGCGAGGGAAGCGUCCAAUCAGGAGAGAGGAAGAUGGUGCCGUUCCCCCGCCCUCUCCCUUUCGUCGGGGGCGGGAGGAGCAAGAGGAGGAGUGACGCAGGUAGGAAACGGACGUGGAAGGAGGGGAGGGAGCCGAGCCGAGCUGCCAAUGGGCGCGGCCGAGGUGGGCGCGCGCAGCGUGGAUUGUUUAUAUCUCGCCUGUGGGAAGGAGGCCGGGGUGCGGCGCCUGCCGAUGUGGAGCGGAGGGAGGCGCGCUCGCUCGCUCGCUUCUGAGGGGCCGGGGGAGGAGGAGGAGGGGAAGCGGCUCUGUGGCUGGACGGCUGAGGUAGGCCAUGGCGGGUGUUCGCGGCUGAGGAGAACGGGGCGUAUGUAUAUGUAUGGGGUAAUCCCAGCCUGCGGCCUACAGCUCGGUUGAGAAAGUUCUUCAGAGGCCACUAGCGGACCGUUGGCCAGUUUCUGGCAGGACCCCUCCCAGUGGCUGCUGGGAGUUCUCGCAAAGGACGCUGGGUAAAGUUGGACACUGGUCUCAUUGCCCCGCCCCCAACUUACGAGGCAUUUAUUGGGUGCUUGGCCGAGAGACAGUGAGUCAGCGCAAGAAUUAUAGAAUUGUACAGUUGGAGGCGGAGAGACCCUAAGGGUCAUCUAGUCCAACCGAAUGACUUUUUCUAAGUGGGGGCACGAUUUAGCUGAAGUCGAGAGGUGCCUUUUCUCCUGUAGUUUUUUAAGGUACCUCUGUACCUUCUUUGCUUAAAAGACUGUUGGGAAGGAUGUGGGGUGUGUGUGUGUGUGAAAGAGAGAGAGAUUUGCCUAAAGGCCCAGUCGUGAGGUUUGGGGUUCUAUACUGAAGACACCCCCCUCUCUAUCUCUGCACCCUAUAAUUUUAAACUUUUUAAUUGUAACAUAAUGAAUGAGCCAAAGGCCCAGUAGCAGGAUAUUACAUUAUGCAAACAAACAAAAAAAAUACUAAAAUGAAAAAGUAGUAACACACCCAUAUUUCCUCAGCUGGCGUGGAUGGUAAAUGUUGAGCAUCUAAGUCAGAAGCAUAAGAAAUAAAAUCCCACCAGAUGGCAUAAAAGUGUUCUGGGUCAGCAGCCCAUAAACUGACCACUGGAGAAAAUGAGAGACGUGAGAUUUCUGUCAGCUUUGAAGGCAUGGGAAAGAAACAUAUAAAGCUUCCUUCUAAAAUUGUAUGUGUGCCUUUCCUCCCUCCCCCCUUCUUUACAUCACAACUCUUAAAAAGUAUAAUUCUGUAUGAUUGAGAUGGGGAACCUUUGCCCCUGCAGAUCAUGUUGAACUCCAGACUCCCAUCAGCCCCAGCUAGUGUAGUCAAAGAGAUAGGGAUCAUGGGAGCUGCAGUCUAACAAUAUCUGGAGGGCCACAGAUCCCCCAGCCCUGCAAUAGGAGGUUGCUUUUUGCUACACACCCAUACCGGAUGUCGGCCUUCAGAGGUACUCCUUCUCUAUCUGGUUGGUCCUUUCUGGCUGGUCUGUUUGUAGUGCGUUUUUCUUGGGUUGCUGUAUUUAUCUCUUAUAAGUAAUUCACUUUAUUAUGUGUACCAUGUUCUGCCCAUAGCCUUUUAAGAACAAUUUUAAUGAGAUUAAGAAUACAAAAAAAAUGUACACAUGAAAAAAGCUAAACACUGCUCUAAAAAGCAGUGAUCUAAAAUAAAAUGCACAUACACAUCUUUAAAAUCAGUAGUUUGCUUGAUUUUGUAUUUUCUUAACUUGCUUUUACCGAUCUAUGUCAGCUACUUUGAGGCACCUUGGAAAGGUGCAUAGAGAUAUUUUUUUAGUGAAUUAAAAAAAAAUAAAAAUACAGGUUGGUUAGGACUUCGGUGAAAGGAACCAGAGUAUGUGUACUUUGUAAAUUUAAGAUGUCAGUGGGCCAUGUGUAUUUUAGUCCAAAAAGAAAAAAAGAAAAAAGAGAGAGAGAAAGUGAGACUGUACUCUGCCUUCUUAGGGGUUUAUGUAUGCUUGUGCCAAUUGCAGGUGGCAAGGUUAUAUGUUACGCUGCAUUUAGAUGGAUAAUGUGUGCUUGUAAUAUGUUUAAGUACAGUGGUACCUCGGUCUACAAACUUAAUCCGUUCCGGAAGUCCAUUCUAAGCUGAGGCGCGCUUCCCUAAUGAGGCCUCCUGCUGCAGGUGCCCUUCCACCGUUCGGAUUCCGUUCUUAGACCGAGGUAAAGUUCUCAAACUGGGCCACUAUUUCCGUUUUUGCGGUGUUUGUAAACCAAAUCAUUCUUAAACAGGACUGUUCUUAAACCGAGGUACCACUGUAGUAGGUGGAAGGGGGCUUUGGGUGCCAUAUGGAUGUAGGGGAGGAGAAGGAGAAGCUGUAGAUAAGCAAGAGUUUUCUUGUGUAUACGGGAAAGGAAACUGUUGUGGGAGGGGUGAAUGUAGGUACAGUUGCCCCAGUUUUGAGGACUGUGGAUGGAUGGGGAUGGGAAAGUCGUAUUAUGUGAGCAGCAGUUACCUUUGGGCAUGGACAGUUUUUGAGGCUUGCUUCAUAGGCACAUGUUUAUUAUUUAAACUAUUGUUUACUGUUAAGCUUUACUUUAAAUCUGUAAGGCACUGUUGUAUAGCCUCUCAUGGGGAUCUGAAACACAGCAGCCGUGCCUCACAGGACGUGUCUGAAUUAAGAGAGACCCCAUAUUGAAUGCAGCAGCAGUUGUGUUUGCAGUGAGUGCAUAGGUGUUCUCACUGCACAUGCAUCAAGUAGGACUCAUAAAUAUACAGUGGUACCUCGGGAUGCGAACGGGAUCCGUUCCGGAGCCCCGUUUGCAUCCUGAAUAGAACGUAAGACGCGACGUCGCGUUUUGCCGCUUCCACGCAUGCGCGUGAUGUCAUUUUGAGCGUCUGCGCGAGCAGCGAAACCCUGAAGUAACGCGCAACCCGGAAGUGCUCAACCUGAAGCACAUUCAACCCGAGGUAUGACUGUACGUGCAUCUGGUAUCCACAGUUUUGUUGGGACUACCAGAAGUAUGAAUGUGGGUAUUGGGUCAGGCACCUGCACUUUGUUUUGUACUGUACUUAAGAGUUUCCUGUGCCAAAUACUAGCACAUCUGAAGUGCAUACAAUUGUUGCAUAUAAUGUGGUUCUGUUCUUGGAGAGCCUGGUUUCACAAUGGAUUCAUGGCAAAUGGUGGGACUUGAACUAGGAUAAAAUCCCAACUCUAUAUGGACAACAUAGUUCAUUGUAUCCUGUGGGGCUGGAUUACCUGUGUGCUUUGGCUCACCUCUGUGAUACUAGCAUUCUGUAUUGAGGCAGUGCAGUACAGUUCAUAUAAAGUUGGACUGGGAUCAGAGAGACCUGCUUCAAAUCCCUGCUUAGUUAAGGUCAGUGGCCUUCCAGGGUGCCUUUCAUAUGCCCCUCCUUUAUGUGCUGAAUUUAAUUACUGACCGGGCACAUAAUUUAAAUGUGAUUUUCUACCUGUGUGUGUUAGAAAGUAAGUGAUGCAAAGUCACUUCUGCUUUAUGGGAUGUUAUUGCCAUCUUUGAGUAGUGAUGGUUCUCAUUACAUACUAAGUGACCUUUUCUUUCCACUUGAUAGUUUAAGGCUGUGGUCAUUUAAUACUAUUUAUUAAAGAAGUAAAAGUUAGGAUACUUUUAUGCAAAAGUAUUUAUAUCUAAGAAUAAAACUGAUAAUUAUGAAUCCAUUAUGAAUGAACUUUGUUCUGUGGUCACAUUACAUAGUGCUUACUGAGUCUUGUGGGUGCCUUAGGAGCCUAGCCUUUCCUUUAGCUUUCUGGGACUGUAAGCUGGUGAUAACCACUCCUCUGUUACAUAUGAGAGUCACUGGUUACAGCCAUCUAGACUUCCCCUUUCAACCCUGGCAUUUUCUAGCUAGUGUGGAGUGUAACUCUGUAUGCCUAAGCCAGUAGUUUUCAGUCAGUGUGCCAUGGCACCCUGGGGUGCCGCAGGCAACACUGACCUCUGUCCCUCUUUCCUUCCCUCCUUUCAUGCCCUCUUGCCUCUCUGCCUCCCAAAGGCUUGUGUGGCUGUUUGUUGCAGCAGCCCUGGCUACAAGCUCCUCAGGCAAAUGGUGCCUCUGGAGCUGGCCAGGGGGUGCUGGUUGCCAGAAGCUGAGGCAGCCUCAAAAAGGGGCGAGGGGCUGCUGGCUCUGCAGGCAAGGGGUGACAUAACUGGGCUUCUGAGACUUGGAGCUCCCAUAGGGGAGCCACAGAAAUAAUGUAGUUGGUCAAGGGAGCCCUGGAUGCAAAAAGGUUGAAAACCUCUGGCCUAAGCAUAUAUUAUAUGAAUGCAUGUUUGCUGUUGAAGCAGUGUACUGCUUUCUAGCCCUAGUGGUUUUUGCACUGGAACACACUCCUUAUGGCAUCAUUAUAGGUUCACCCUACAGUGGAAGGAAGCAAUCCUUUCUUUUUUAACAGUUAAAGUAUGUUGUCUGCCAUAGGGACUUUGCUUCAGUGCUCUUGAUGUUUCCCAGCUGUGUCUUGGUGUGUUUUCAGUUUGUUUUCUGUUCAUGCUCCUCUUUAUCCCAUACUUAGCUUGUUAUAGCUGCUCCUUUGACUGUAAAGUUCACUUGGAGUAAUCUUUUUCCUCACAAGGCAGCUCAGUUGUUGACCUGCUGAGCUGCCUGGAGUGGCUCAUUUGAUCACUGAGCCGAGUGGCCUUAAUCGCAUUAUGCCUAUCCUGGUAUUCUUUACAUGAUGCCUGGGUUGGGCAGUUCUGAAAUAGAGGCCGUUAGAUCAUGAAUGCUUAUCUUCUGGGACACCUUUCAGGACCUCUUCCUGCAAAGUCAUUGCAAAACAUUUGGAUUGUAAGAGCCCUGCUGAAUAUGACAACCUCUUUUCUUGCAUACCCCCUUGGGAGCUAAGAAUGGUGCUAUUUUCCCCCUGCAAUGGCAAUAAUAAUAAUCUUAAUAAUUUGCUUUAUAUAGCUGCCCCAUAGCAUAAGUAUUCUAGGAAGCCAGUGUGGUGUAGUGGUUGGACUAGAACCUGCGAUGUCAGGGUUCAAAUCCCCACUCAAUCAUAAAGCUCACAGGGUGACCUUGGGUCAGUCACAGCCUUUUAAUCUACCUCACAGGGUUGUUGUAGAGAUUAACUGAGGGGGGUGAGCCAUGUGCUUCUUGGAGAAAAUGGUGGGAUAUAAAUGCAAUAAAUAAGCUCUUCUGCUUUUCUUCUUAAGAAAGCUGGAGGGGCCAGCCAGAUGGAGAUGUCAUUUACCAAUCUGGCAUCCAGAGAUCUCCAUGUGGUCACAACUGGACCUGUGCCAGUAGCAAAACAUGCCUGGCACCUCGCUAAUUUCUAACACUGCUUAUCCACUGUGCUUGUCUUGGGUAUUGUGCUUCAAUAAAGCACUUAAUUUUUCUGUUACAAUAUAUUGGCAGUGGUCCUUAUUUCUGGUUUAGGCUUGGGGUGCAGUUUUGAACCCUGAUUUUCAUAAACUCCUGUAGCCUGGGGGUAAAUAGUAGGACAGGAAGGCUUUGGUCACAUUUAAGCAAGUACUGUAAGUAUUGCCUGUUGGCAGAUGUUUCAAAACAUUAAGUUUGUGGUCUGUAACCUCUCUGUAUAGAAUGACUGGAAUCAGCUGCAGUGUAGCAAAAAUGUAUUUGGUUAAAACUCUCGAUGUUUACAUAAAGGAGGAUAAGGGAGGUUCUUGCUGGUCUCUACUGUUGGAUAUCUCUUGUUUUCAGUGAAUAUUUUCCCUUGAACUGUACUGUAUCCUCUUCUUGACUGCAGUGUCCACCCCAUCUCCAAAGUCGUAUAUUGAUUUAUCCAGAGAGCUUAGGGAAACACAUGGUCAUUUGCCCCCCUCGGUAGAUCAGACUUGAAAGCAUGACUUGCUCAAGGUCAUCUGAGGAGAUUCAAAGUGAAGUGAGGAUUUGGACUUGGUUUUCAGUGAUCUUAGUCUAAUCGCUACAUUGUACAAUGCUUCCAUUAUGAAACCUUGCAAUUUAAAAAAGUAAACUUUAAAAACAUAAAACAAAUGGACUCAAGAAAAAGGCCAGGUUAGGGUGGGUGGGAACUGAGAAGAGAAGUGGAAAACUAUAUGAAAUGACAUUUUCAAAGACUGAACUCCGGGGGUGGGGUGCGGGAGAGAGUACAUACAUGACUGCUGUGAUGGAUAAGUGAAUCUGUCUAAGACAAAGUACCUGAUAUGAUAUUAUUCUCUUUCUGCCUUCUUCCUCUCUCCAGGCUCUCAUGCCUCCUUCCAUGUUCAGGCUCUUUUAUAAUACGUAGCUAUUUGCUUCAGAUGGUCUGUCUUGUGCAUUUGUACAGAAUUAUUUUUUAAGGCAUCACUAGCAGUUAUCACAGUACAACAGAUUACCUUUGUUUAUGUUGACUUUCCCCAGCAUUUUUGUUGUUGUUGCUACAUGCCCCUCCUCCCUGCAAAGAACUCAGGGUUGUGCAUAUGUCUCCUUGCAGCAGCCCUGCGAGAGGUUUAAGUCGGCAAGACAAUGACUGCCCUAGAAUCAGUAAGCUUUAUGGAUGAGUGGGGAUUUGACCACAGAUCUUCCCUGUAUACUGCAUAUAGCUGCUUACUAUCCUUUCUCUUCAUUUACUUUGCCUCUCUUCAUUAGAUUAUAAGCCUGCAGGCAGGGCCUGGACAUCACUUAGUACGUGUUAAAGGCUAUAAAUAAUAAACAAUUUCUGUCUGAAGGAAGGAUUAUUGUUCUUGUUAUUGUGUGGUUAAUAGUAAAGUAGGAAGAGUUGGCUUGAAUAACAUCUCUCCUUGCUUUCCAGAUUACCUCUCCAAACACGCCAUGGCACGCCGUAUGCGCAACAGCAGAGCUUGGCACUAUGUCCUGAGUGGGGUACGCCGUGAUGCAGACUCAAGGACAGUAGCAUUGCCCUCUGGUUCCCUUAGCUGGUCGUCUGAUUCUGAUGGGCAGGUAUGAUAGUGCAGAAGAGCCUUCUUAAGACCCAGUGCCAUCUGGAUAGUUGACUGUUUGUCUGAGUGGGAAAACUGACUGUUGGCAUGUGUUUUGGAUUUUUGACCUGGACUGUAAUAGCUUUGCCCAAUGAACUAAACUUUCAUGAGCAAUGAAUCCAUGAACCUAGCAGGGAGCUUAAAUUGAUCUACAUUCAUGUUUUUUCUUAUCUGGGUGAGAGAAGUAAGUUGGCACUAUUCCUGCCCCCACUACCACCGGAAUUAAAUUACACCAGCAUGUGUGGUAAACCACAUGGAAGUUUAUUUUGUGCUAGAUGGAGUCUAUUUACUUCAUCAGUUGAUGUUUUCAGAGUGUGGGCACCCAGAGCUUGGUUGCAGAGUGUAUGCUCUUUUUGUUCACAAUACUCAGAUUCAGCUGAGAUCUCCAUUUGAGAGGUACUUGAAUAGCAAAGCAGGGAAGGAACAUGGCCUGAGCCCCCAGCUAGUUUAUUUAAUAAAUUUAUUCAUUGUGUUUAUAUACAGGUGAUGACCACUUUGAGUGCAUUCAAUUGAUGCGCGACCUCUGACAUGUGGGUUGUUUUGGACUAGGAAGAGGGUAGAAUGGGUGUGAAGGGGUGGGAGGGGCUUCUGUGCGCUCUGCCGAUGUGCAGGGGGGCCAGGAAUGCAAACCCCGUGCAAAUUGUGGUUUGCCUGUACCACCUUUCUACUAAGGCUUCCAAGGCGGUGUACAAUUUUAAAGUGCUAAGAUGAAGGGAAAAACAUGUAAAAUUGGGAGUGGGGGCAGUCUGACUGGAGUAGGCUCUGGUGUCGUCUGUACCUGCCUCCCUCACACUCCUCUUCCUCCUCAGAGGAGCAGGCUGAUGUCUGAAAAUCAAGAUUCGAAAUUGCACUGCUGUAGGGUAAGGCUGAACCACUAAGAGGGACUACUGACUGUUUUGUAACCAAAACAAACUGGGAAGUUAGUUAAAAGCACAAGACUCAGUGCAAAGAGUGUAGGUUAAGGAAGUAACAGUGCAAUCCUAUACAUGUCUAUUCAGAAGUCCCAUUAAGUUUAGUGCAACUUAGUCCCAUAUAAGUGGGUAUGGGGAUUGCAGCCUAAAGCAAUAAAAGACCAUCCCUACUUCAUUUUAUGCUGUGGCAUCCUCCUACACUCUCCAGCCAGUCUUCUUAGGCGCCAAACUUUCCUCACUAAAGCAGUGUAUGGCUUCCAAUAGUCACUAGUAUCAGUGGGUCUCUUAUCUUUUGUCAAUUCCCCAGAGGAAGAACGUAUAAGAGCUAAAGGAAGGUGGAGUGAGAGAGACAACAGAAAAGCCUGCAGUUCUUCCUACUCUGUGGGUUUUUAUAUAGAUAAGCAGGUGUCAUAUCAACCUCUCUUGCCACAUUAUUGUGGCUGCUGCUUCUGCUUUGCUGCCAAAUGGUGGCUCUCUCAGCCUCUUAUCAGUUGAGAGGGUGCAGCUUCAAUAGAGGCUACACAGAGCCAAGCUCUUCUACUUCAGUCACCCUUUAGAAAUUCUUUUCAGUAAUCUUUAAAGUCUGGCAAGGAUUCAUUUAUACCAGUGAAAGUGGACAGCAUUGACUUCAGAGAGUAUAUGUAAAAAUAAAAAGAACUUAGCUUAAAAAUAACAUUUCUUUUGAGAGGAGAAAUCCAUGGGAAUGGAAAAUGACAUGGGUUGGUUCUGAGCAUUUUUUUUGGAAAGAGCAUUCUAAUAGUUUGUUUUUCUUUCUUCUGGGCAGCACAGCGACUCUGAUUCAGAGCCAGAAUUUCCUUCUCUUUUGCCUUCCAUACCCACAGCAAUCCCUGUAACUGGAGAGUCGUACUGUAACUGUGAAAACCAGAAUGAAGCUCCAUUCUGCUCUAAUGUGCACACCAUUCACCGGAUCAAAGACUGUCAGUGUGGAGAGGAGGAUGAAUGUAAGGAAGCAUUUUAAAAAUCUCAUACGAGUUAGGGAUGUGUUGGAAUGUGACAUAGAUGUGCAGGGGGAAAAUAGUGAAUGGAUCUACGAUUCCCAUUGGCCAUGCUGGUUGGGCCUGAUGGGAGUUUGACUCCAGCAACAUCUGGAAGGUCAUAAGUUCCUCAACCCUGCUCCAUUUCUGAUCUUUCUCCACAGGGCCUUUGGAGAACUUAAAAUAUCAGUUAAGAAGAGAAGGCAGAAAUCUUUUCACAUGCCCAGAACCCCUCUCUCUGACAUGCUAGUUUUCUGUGUGGAGAGAUUUCUUGAAAUCGAUUACUUUGUUCCAUAUUAUACCGCUUUCAAAGGCAACAAAUCAUGGAGGAAGAUCUUAAAUAACUUAAAUACAGGGGCAUUAGGUCCUGAGAGUGUUUACAUGCAGCCCAAAUUGGUAUAGUCCAGACACAGGUUUACUACUUCAUUUCUCUUCAUUUGUAAUAGCUCUUCAUUUGUGUUGAAGUGCAGUUUGAGUUGGGUGGCUGAGAUCCAAUAUCAUUUGUGUUUUUGAAAGAUACCAUCUCCCCUGCUGUCAUUUAGAUUUUGACUGGGUAUGGGAUGACCUGAACAAAUCCACUGCAACAUUGCUGACCUGUGAUGACCGUAAGGUGAACUUCCACAUGGACUACAGCUGUGGCACUGCUGCAGUCCGGGGAAACAAGGAGCUAGCAGAAGGGCAACACUUCUGGGAAAUCAAGAUGACCUCACCCGUCUAUGGCACAGACAUGGUACAUUGAAUGGUGAUGUUUAGGUGCUGCAGGGGGCAGCUAAACAAAACAGGAUGAUUCAUUGAUAGCAGUACACUAAGCGUAUUCUUUUAAAAUAUUUUUCUCCUGCUUUUGCAGCUGAAAGCAGCAAGCAGCCAACAUUAAGUGUAGCUUGAAUUAAUAAAUGGCACAUCAGUAAAACUCAUCAGAAAACAGGCCAGAAGCAUGUAAAGCAUCAGUCAGGCUCUGGGGCUGGUGGAUUAAAACGAUUUUCAAAUGGCAUCAAAACACGGCCAAUGUAGGAUCCAAGCAGCUGUCCUAGGAGUUCUAUAACUUGGGCACAAGCUUUCACUUGUUAUUGCUGUGCUUUGCAAUUGAGUAGAGAUGCCAUUUAUGAAAACUGGCAUCUUGUAUGGUGAAGUCCAGUGGGGACACCAUGAUCUGCAUAAUCUUAGUACCCUUAGGCCACCGCAUGCGUGUACAGCUGUGUCUUUAACCCUCAAAUAGCUCUCAGAUAUGGUGCUUUCAUAUCAUUGCUUGCUUGACUAUGAGGCUGGAGGGUUCCUUGCACUCCCAGAAUGCUUGCUUAGGGGCUGCUGGAAAGGAGUCAUAGCUCAGUAUUUACGUGCUAGAGGCCCAAAAUUGAAUCUCUGCUACCAUCUUCAGCUGAAAUGAUAAAGUAGCGGGUGAGGGGGAACCCUUGACCUCAGAUCCUAGAAAGCUGCUGUCAGUCAAAGUACAUAGUAUGUGAGUAUAUCAGGUAUGGGGAACCGUUGACUCUCUAGAUGUUGCUGAACUAUAACCCCCAUAAUCUUCGGCCAUUGGCCAUGCUUGCUGGGGUUGAUGGGAGCUGGAGUUCAACAAUAUCUAGAAGGCCAAAGGUUCCCUAAUUUUGGGCUAGACGAACAAGUAGUCUGACCUGAUAGAACACAUAAUUAUUUUACAUGAACCAGUCCUAAGAUGACUUGCUUAUUCAUAUCCAUUGGAAUAAACCGUUCCAUCUUAAGACCAAAGAUUUCCUUAGUAAUGUCUUGGCCUUUGCUGCAGGCAUAUGUGCAACAUUAGAGACUGAAAUGUUUCGGGGUGGUACCGUAUUUUCCAUUAGAGUUGUAGGUUUGUCAAAUUGCCUAAAUUCAAUUAUCUGUCAUAGGUCUACACAACCAAAAAAGUGCUAUGCAAUAAAUUGGAUGAUACUGUGCUGUGACACACAUUAUGUGAAAUAAAAUCAUGCAGGUCAACACAGCAUGUCAGAUUGAUGUACUGCUGGGGUUGGUCUGCAAGAGUUGAGUAUAGCAGAGCUCAAACCAUGGGCCAGAAACCAGAAUGCAGGAGAGGGUAAUUAUGUAAUAUGUAUUUGUGAACUGUCCAGAUGCAUUAACAAGGUUGAAUUUUAUUAAAUGAUAUUAAAAAUGCAUAGCGCUAGACAACUGAACAGUAAAUAGUUCAGUUCUAUCAACGUGUUCUUUAUCUAAACUAGAGGGAAUGCAUGUUGGUUUAGAAAGUAGGGAGUAUGAAUGAUUUCCCCCACCCAAAGUGAUUGUUGGAACCUGAAAUGUUCUCUGUAGUAGUGGAGCAGAAUCAGUGGCUCUGAAGGCUAAAUAAAAAGCUUACAUGAGAAAAUGCUCAGGUGAUUGCUUAGGUGGCUCCAUGAUUUAUGUAGUGUGUGUACUUAUGUCUGUGUCCCUGCCCUCUUCUCCUCAUUUCAAAUUUUCUGUCCACAUCUAGAUGGUGGGAAUUGGGACAUCAGAUGUGAAUCUGGACAAGUACCGCCACACGUUUUGUAGCUUGCUGGGCAAAGAUGAAGAUAGCUGGGGCCUCUCAUAUACAGGUAAUGGCACUAUAGAAAAUAAUUCAUGGGAUGAAGGAGAAAUGUGAAGGUUUGCCAGUAACUGGAGGUGGCUUGGUGGCUCACAGAGCGAUUGAGCCAUCAGAGAUCAUUGCUUAAAGUUGUGCUCCUUCAGAUGUGAUUGGACUCCAAACUCCCAUCAUCGCCAGCCCCACACAGCAUGGUCAAUGUUCACGGGUGAUGUGAGUUCUAGUCUUAACAUCAUCUGCAGUGCUACAGGUUAGCCCUGACUGAAAUGUUGAGAACAUGAAUGUAUAAAUUCUCCCUUACAAAGGAAGUGAGAGACCAUGAUUGACUAAAGGAGUUGGACAAGUCAUGCUGAGCAAAGGGGUUAUAUAGUUCAUAUAUUUGUAACUGUAAACAAAAAGUGAAAUGACUGGCUUCUGAAGGGGGAAGGUAUUUCUGUAUUUGAAGCCUGAUGCCAGCAGACGGGUAUGCAGCUGGCAUGCUAGCAUAUGGGGAUGGACUAGUGCAUGUGGCAGGUGCAUUUUAGUGGGCUGCAUGUGCAUGGGGAGCCUGCACAGGUAAGGGCUUUUUCUUGUGGCUCACACCCUGUAUAAAUUGUGCUUGGAGUACAGGCUAGAGAGCCAAAAAACAGGCUAGCUUUCGGAAGUUCAAAGUUUAUAUUAACAUCUUAUUCUGUGCAUCCCUAUUUUAUAGGUUAUCAGAGAACUUGCACAUGCACGCGUAAUUAAAAUGGCAUCUUCAAACUUGCAAGUGUUGGUUUACUACUUACGUGUUCUGGACUGCUGCAUGUGUGAAAUUACUUGCUUCUAUAAACAAAAUGGCUUGGGCCAAAAUUUGGCUAGUGAAAAAGCCAAGUAUUCAGCUGGUGGUUAAAAAGUUAGUAUCAAUAUUUUAAAAGUACAUCAGAGCAGGUCCCUGUACUGAGAAGAUUGCAAUCUCAAACAUGGCACUGAGGUGUCAACAAAGGCAGGAAACAGGGGCGAGGGUGAACUUGGGUGUGUACUUUCCUUUGGUUACAGUAGCGGACGAUGCCCAGGGCUUCAUGGAAUUAGUGGUGACAUCACACAGGCGUUCAGGGAGGCAGUUCUAGGCAUGAGGGCCAUCAAGGGAGAGAGGGAAGAUUUGAUUUGUUUGAAGGAGCACGGUCCAUUUUGUUCUUGCACCCAGCUGUUUUGGCAACAAGUUUUUGUGAGGACUUGAAUUAAUGGAUCAAGACAGAUUCACUGAAUUUCUGACAAGUAGUCGGAGGCUUGCCCAUGUAUAACUGAUAAAGAACUAGGAAAUAACUGUCUUAAGAAAAAGUAGGAAUACACAGGAUGAGUCUACAGUGUAUAUUGUGUAAUUGUGGCUGCCAAUUGCCCUCUAGGACUCCUCCACCACAAGGGAGACAGAACCAACUUCUCGACGAGGUUUGGCCAAGGCUCCAUUAUUGGAGUGCACCUGGACACCUGGCAUGGGACUCUGACCUUUUUCAAAAACAGGAAAUGCAUAGGUAAGAGCAAGAGAUCCAGAACAGGUUUAAGCUGACCAAACUUUGGCACAACUGAAAGGUGUAGUCCAGUUUUGAGAUGAGGGGGAAUGUUGGAAGAAGAUGCAACUAAGCAGGAGGGAGCUAUUGCUAGAUAUGGGGUAGGAUCACUGAAGUGUGAGAUCUAAAGUUUAAACUUUAAGGGACUGACUCUCAAAAUAUCAGCAUGCUGUGUGUCCCUACUACACUCAAAUUACAAUUUUCUCAUGUGUAAAGAUGUCAGAGGGCCUAGUUGUUAGUGCUGCCUGAGCAUCCCAAGCUUUUGACUAUUGAAAGGCUGUUUGGAACUAGUAAAAUGUAGCAUAAACCAGAAGUAUAUGCAUGUAAGCCAGCUUUGGCCUUCACAUCAGCGUAACUACGACAAGUGUAUGGCAUCAUGUAGCAGCAUGACUGGUGCCUGGACAGUUUUCUUGAUCGUGCACAGAGACAAAGAGCAUAGAAUCACACGUUGCUGCUGUUUUCAUUGACGCUUAAGUCCCAAAUUGAAGUUUUCUCUGUAAGACUAUCAAGGGAUGGAGUGCCCUGCUCCCCAAAUCCUUACAGUGCUCUAGCCAAUGGCUGAGAGAUUAUAGCUUGUUGUGUGCCUUUUCCCCCCAUCUCUGUGACCAUGUGUUGAUCUCAGGCCUCCUUUUUGGUAUUUCCAUUCAGGAGUAGCUGCCACCAAACUUCAGAACAAGAGAUUCUACCCCAUGGUAUGCUCAACGGCCGCUAAGAGCAGCAUGAAAGUAAUCCGCUCUUGUGGCAGCCACACCUCCUUGCAGUACCUUUGCUGUUUCCGUCUCCGCCAGCUGCUUCCUGACUACGUGGAUACACUCGAUGUGCUGCCCCUUCCCCCUGGACUGAAGCAAAUUCUGCACAACAAACUGGGCUGGGUGCUGAGCAUGAACUGUGGCUCGAUUCAGCCACCCUCCCCCACCUCAGGAAAUGAUUCAGAUAGCUCUUGCAGUUCAGAUGCUGAGGAAUGCCAGCGAAAGAGAUGCAGGAGGACAUAAAACUUCCUUUGAAGGCCAUGUCUUGAAGGAUGAGGGUUUUUCCUCAGUGUCUUUAUAAGGGUGGUUGAAGCUGGCUCCUCAAUGAGGGCAAAGAUUUCCCCACUUUCUAGUGAAAUCUUGGAACUCAACAAGUGUUUCCUGCUUUGGAAGAGACCUACCUUCAGGAGGCAAGCCAUUCCUGUAGUUUGAUUACCCCCGUUUGCCUCCUGCUCAUCAACUACAGUUGCCAAGUUUUCUGGAAGAGUCUCUGAACCUUGAGACAUUCAGUAGCCAAACAGGACAAGGAACACUUUCCUCCCAACAACCAAAUGAAUGAGACUCAAUUUAUGAUGAAAACAGAGAAGCCAAUGUACUGUGUUGGUUGGCCACUUUCAAGUAAUGCCUCUGGGACAAAGAAACAGCAAUCUUUAUCAAUAUAAAAAGGGCUCUUAAUCUCUUGUGUGUUUUUCAGUGCUUUGGCAAAGACAGCUCUGGCGCAAAAUUAACUUGCUCGACUGUCUCUGUAAGUGAACUCAUGUGAGCCUUGCAGCUUUAAUUGCUUUGCAUGUCUACCCGCUGCCUCUCCUGUAUUGAACUAUAUGAAAACAUAAUUAAAAUACAAGCUGCAUUGACUUACAAGGGUUGAACACGGGCGUAAGUGACUAAUGGUUUUGUUUCUGGUACUGCUGUGGGACUUUGCUUCUCAAGGUUCCUUCGUGACAUGGCUCAGCCAAUACCAAACCAUUGUUUGGCAUUAAGUGCAUGACCUGCACACUCAGAUCUCCAUCUAUUUCACAAAUCAUAGUUUGCCGUUGCCUUUGAACUGGGCACAUCAUGUUUUUAUUUUGGGAUGCUUGUGUCCCACCCUUUAAAUAAAUACACAGGGUGGCUUAUGCUUGAACCAAAUCAAACAUGAGAUUAAAAAGCAUGUUGAAAACACUGAAAGGGGGAUAAGAACCUCACAGAGAUAAAAGAUGGUUUAGCUGAGGGGUGAUUUGGUAAUGCCAGACUUGCAUAAGCUACUUUGUUUUCUAGAACUGGAAUCUAUUUUGUCAACUAAAAUCUUGUUGCCUGCCUUCUAUACCAUAUGCAAAAUAAUGACUAGAGUGGGGUGUGUGAACAUAGUUAGAAUUAAAGAAAAGUGUGCCUUUGAGCACCACAUGAACUGAGUUUACAUUCCUGUCACAUAAAGAUCUCCUAUUGGGCUUCUUCCAAGCUUUAUUUGUUGCUGCAUCCUAAUUUACUAAUUAAAUGCUCUUUUGCUGCUAUUGUUGGGAGUUGAAAAUUUGCUGCCUUACUGCAUAUCAGUCACAAAGCUAUCUCUUGCCCUUCACCAAGUGGUCUCAGGGCAGGUUACAUAAAUUACUGCAAUUUCAAAUAAAGGAUUAAUUAAAACUGCAAAACUAAACAGUCACACAAGCAGCAAAAUAAUCGGAGGGUAAACAUCCACUCACCCAAGUGUUGUGAGUAGAGGAAUGUCUUGACAACAUAUACAAUGAUGGUGUCAUGAAUCCUUGAGCAUAUUGCACAACCUGGGGGCCAUAACACAACACACUUGCAUACUCCACUGUCCCUCUAACAUCACAAGGUGGUGGGACUUCUGACACUGCCAUUCCUAUGUAUCUUUAACAUUUGGGCCAGUUGAGAUAUCAACUGCUUUAGAUUUAAAAAGGUAGGGGAACUAAAAGGGCUUUACCAGGUGCUAAAAUGAGACUCUUUGGUCCUAAUUUGUGGCAUGCUCUUACAAUCACUAUGGUGGCCUUUUUAAUGGUAACUUGGUAUAACUCUGAUAGAAAGGAAACUCCAUAAGGGCCUCUUGCAGGCCUACGUAGAGACAGGUGAUCCUUUGGGUAACUUGGUCCAAGUGGGGCUAACACUACAGAUUUGUAUGAAGAUAUGAAAAGGCUACUGCAAGGCAAUCCUCACUGAAUGAAAAUUUCAAGGGCAGGUGGAAUAAUUCAAGAGGCUUGAUGGUAUUUGUGCACAUUUACCAUGUGCUUUCUAGAGGUCCAUUCUGCAAUAACCAGCAAUACAGAAACAGAGGUUCAGUGAUUAGAAAACAUGAGAUUCUGGCCUUUGACUAUCUCACCUAAGCACUUAGGUCUAAAACAAGCUCUGGAUUGGUAGAUAUCAUGAAGAGGUAGACCCGACGGGACAAGUCUGGGCCAAUCCGCCGCUCCCUCUCAUUUUCUUCACUUCUGACCAAAAUGUCACUUAGGAGGAGCUGUUUUUCCUUGUCUGUGCCACACUCUCUGUAGGCCUUAAAAAAAGGGAAAAAUAAAUUGGCUACAGAAAACCCUGAUGAUUUCCUCCAGUGUAGAAUGUAGAGCCAUUCUGAACCUAUAUUAAUGCCCUAUUGGAUUAAAUAGGUAUUCAGUAAUUGGAAAGCGAUUGAUUCAACAUGCACAGAGAAGGUUAUGUUGUUAGAUCCUUAUCAGGAAGAGCUGGGAUAGUAAUUUUAUUAUUUAUACCCUGCCCAUCUGGCUGGGUUUCCCCAGUCACUCUGGGCAGCUUACAGCAUUUAUAAAACAUCAAACAUUAAAAACUUCCUGAUACUGGUCUGCCUUCAGAUGUCGUCUUAAAGUUACAUAUCUCCUUGACAUGUGAAGGGAGGGCGUUCCACAGGGAGGGUGCCACUACCGAGAAGGCCUGUUUGAUUUCCUGUAACUUUGUUUUUUGCAGUGAGGGAACCACUAGAAGACCCUUGGAGGACCUCAGUAUCCGGGCUGAACAAUGGGGGGUGGAGAGACUCCUUCAGGUAUACUGGGCUGAGGCCGUUUAGGCUCAGUCGGUAGAGCAUGAGACUCUUAAUCUCAGGGUUGUGGGUUCAAGCACCACGUGGCUUGAGUCUUGAAUUUUUGGUGCUUGAGUAUCCGCUGAAGCUUUGCAACGUAGGAAAAUGGGAGUAAACCAGAAGAUGACUCUGUCUCCAGGGGACCCUAAGGGAGUCCCCCCAUAAUAAAUAUCUCAGUGACGACUCGGCACACCCAAAGGGCACCAAAUGCCAACUGACGAUUGGGAAUAAAAAAGCCCAGCCACAUUUUGCUGUGGGUCCUGUUGAGGCCCAUUCAAUUUACUUCUCUCCUCUGGAGCAGCAGGGGAGAAAGCCUUGGCCCUCUUCUCUGCAACAGUCCUUGAGAUAUUUUGAGGAGGGCUUGAUCUGCCUACCUGUUUUGUGGCAGUUUUGCCUUCCUCCUCUCUGGAGGCCUGCUGAUUAGCCAACGACAAAGCAAUCAAAGAUGUGAACUGACCUCUAGCAGCAGCUGUGGUGAAGGGUAUGCUUUGGUGAUGGCUGCUGCCAUGGCAGGGCUGGUUCGGUUAAGCUGCUGGAUUUGCCUGAGCCAGGCCUGUUGGAGUCCCAUCCCAUCUUUCUGCACACGCACUCCACUGGCCCACCCACCAUCAGCGCAGAAGGAGAAAGGCUGGUUUCCCUGCUGUUUCCUGUGGGAAGAGGCACAGGGACAGGCUGCUUGAGACGAGAUGUCUUUAAAAACCCUCAGAAUGUUCUAAGUGUUGCUCACUUAUAAACCUCUAACUAAUUAGAUAAACAUGCAAGCAUCUUCAUAUGCAUAAACAGUAUUUCUGGAGAAAAUCAAGUAUCUCCAGAGGGGUGUCCCUCUGCGCGAUGUCUCUUCUAAAACGCAGUCCUAUUGUUUUUUAAUUAAAAAUCAACUCCCCCAAUUUAUCAGGAAACAGUAGCAAAGAAAAUGUUCCUUUUUUUCACCUGGUUGCCUCAGAAGAAGAGUCAAGAUGGCAAGGUAUGGAUUUUCUUCUUGCAAAUGGUAUCAUAUUAUUAACAUGCACCAGGUACAUAUGUGUGUGUCUCUAUCAGUUUUUCUUCAAUAAAGAAUUGAGAGGCUUCCUUUUUAUUCACGCUACUUGUGCACACAUUAGAGGCAUUCCGGCUUUAUAAAACACCCUUCAGACACUUGCAGCUAAGGGGAUGGGGGCGGGGGAAGAGCUUUGAAGAGAAACGAGGCUGCAAAGAUGAUCUGUGGCAAAAGGCACUCACUUAUAUGGGCUCUGCGCAAUAGCUUUGGUCAUUGCAGAAAUGUGCUGGGCAAACUCCUGCCAUGUCUCCAGGAAUAAGACACCGGUGUUACUCCAGAGUUGUAGCACCACCAGAGCCUGCAGGAGCAACAGGCAGAAUAAAUAAAUAGGGAUCAUCUAUGAACACAGACCUACAUCCAACACAGUUACACUUAAGGCCACUGAAGUCCAUGGACUUAAAGCAUGUCCUAACUCUUGUGUCGGACUUGGGGCAUAGCAAGGUUAUCAGGCAAGCCUGAUGUCAGUACUCAGCACUUUCAGGCAGCAAGCAAGGCCCCAGCACUCUUAAGAGGACUUACAGAAUGCUGAUACCCACCUGUCUUUGGUUCUCCCUGCCUUCCAAUAGGGUUCAGCUCUAGUGGCCAAAUUUCAGCGAGCAAGGACCAUUUUGUUUUGCCCGCAUUGCAUCAGUCCAGGGCAUUGGGGUAUGGGGGAUAGCAGCCAAUAGCGGGAGGCACUAUGUUUCAAUAGCGGCUGCCAUUUUGUUUUUCCCACAGUGCUCUGGACUAAUGCAACAUCUGGAGGAUUGUGGGGAAACAAAAUAGUGGGCCAAUGAGGCUGCUUUCCAGAGGAGCUCUGCCACUCCUUAGAAAAAAGGAAGGAAGGAAGGAAGGAAGGAGGGAAGGAAGGAAGGAAGGUAGGUCUGUCUCACCCCUCUGCUACACUACAUGGUUAAGUUUCCAUAUGUGAACCUUAAGAGGGGGCCUUUGGUUGCUGGCAAACCAGGACAUAAAGGCAAUGGCAUUCCUCCAUUUGCUCUCCGCAUAUGGUAGCCACAAGAGUACUGUCUCUAUGCAUCAUUUAGCUAUCAAGGCUGCUGAACUAUUGACAGAACUCUCCUUCAAGAAUAAAUCAAUCCUUUUUUAUUUCUAGAAUAACUUGUGUAAGAAAACCUUGCUCACCCACGUGGUUCAGGAUCCUGUUCUCACAAUGGCCAGCUAGAUGCCUAUAUGGGAAGCCUGUAAGCAGGACCUGAGUAAAGAACACUCCCCACUAGUGACUGUCAGCAACUGCAAUUCAGAGGUGCAUUCCCUCUGACAGUGGAAGCAAAACUGGCCAUUGAUAGCCUUGUCCCUCUUCUCCAAAAGCUCCUCCCCUUACAACUGACUCACUCCUGGUAAUUGUAUUCACCUCCUGUAUUUGAUGCUCUGUCAUCAACAGUUCUGGGCCAGGCUGGAAUCCUGGCGCCUCCUCCUGCCCAGGAUUCAGUGCUUCCUGCUGGUGUCCACGAUGCUGGUUAUACCUAAGCAGUUCAGAUCAGAACAACCAAUUACUAGUUUUCAAGCUCUUGUGAGUGAUGCGAUUUAUGUAUCACAAUGCUGGAUUCUGGGGUCCAGAAGGGCUCUUCUGAUGUUCUUAUGAGUCAUCUCUAUUUUCCAUGUAAAGUGCACUCAAUAAAGCAGAUCAAAAUUACUUUA